This is a messenger RNA of Tetrapisispora phaffii CBS 4417, 3366 nucleotides long. RefSeq names its product Cin1p (gene CIN1). Lineage: Eukaryota; Fungi; Ascomycota; Saccharomycetes; Saccharomycetales; Saccharomycetaceae. Gene Ontology annotation, biological process: tubulin complex assembly; post-chaperonin tubulin folding pathway; microtubule cytoskeleton organization. Gene Ontology annotation, molecular function: beta-tubulin binding; GTPase activator activity. The transcript has a single exon. The record is from RefSeq and is a predicted model, not a curated record. The coding region runs from base 1 to 3366 and encodes 1121 amino acids.
AUGACUACAGAUGAGAGUAAGCAGCUUUCAGACUUUAUUGGGCUGUCUAGCGGCUUAGAUACCGAGGAGUUACUGGAUGCUUUGCAAGAGUACUGUUCAAGAGAUAAUAUAAUACAAAAGGAAUCAGAUAUUAUUAAGAUCAUAAAUAAGUUUGAAAAUGACCCCUCCUUAUUGACAAGACACUUAUCUACUAUUAUCAAAUCUUUAGUGGAGCUGGUGUUGCCAUCUGGUGUGGAUGCUGAUGGUGAUUCGUUAGAUCUAAUUGUCACAAUCGGUAAUGUUUAUUAUGAGCUUUAUAAAAUUGUUUCAACUAGAAAUCUUGGGAACUAUUUACCAACAGAAAUUUCAAAUUUGGCAGAAAUAAUAAACUUAUACCAAAUUAAUAGAGAAAAUUUGAUUACGGGUCAUGUCCCAUAUUCUUGGAAACUAGAUUUUUUCUUGUUGAGUUGGUUGAAUGUAUUAGUGGAAUCUCCAUUUAGGUUCACAAAUGAUAAAGUCAUAUUGGCUUUGAUGAUGCAGGAUGGGUUCCAUGAAUCAGAGUCCAUUCUGAGAUUUGAUAUUAUAAACUUGAAAUCAAAAGUAACGGCAAAUCUGAUUAUUAAGAAUAUCGAUUUGUUUGAUAAAUCAUUAUUAAUUGGGAAUUUUACCUUAUUAGAUUUCUUCCUUAAGAAAUUAAUAAUAUUGCCAACUAAUAAGAUUUUAUCAUUGAUAUCAGCAUUUAAAAAUGAUAUAAUUGAUUUGACAAUCUUUUUAUUAAAUUUACAAGUUGAUAAUGAAAAUGAACUCAAUAGGAGAAAAUUAUUGAAAAUAUUCAGUAAAUUAUUCAAAUUAAAUUACUAUUUAAAUAAUGGAGAACUUUUAAUAAGAAUAAUAAAAAAAUUUGAAAGAAUAAUGUUUGAUUUGAAAUUACUUAAUAGUGGUGAUUUUAGGUAUACGCUUUCAAAUAAAUAUUCAAAUGUAAUACAUUUUUUGAAUUAUGAAAUUAAAAAUACAAAAAUGGUUAACCAAAUAAUUAAUGGAAAAAUAAACAAAACAGUUAAAAUGUUAGACAGUCUCGAAUUAAUAGAUACAGAUAUCCUUCAUUUGACUUUGUUAUUUAUCGCCGACAACAUCAGUAUUAUUUUAACCAAUAAUAUAGUUGACAUUGAUUUUUUAUUCAGUAAAAUAUUUAUCAAGACUAUAAAUUUCCAGAAACUGGAAAUAAAUAAUAAUAAUACCAUUAUUGUUGGGGGCAAUAAUAUUAAAGAUGCAACAAAUUUCAUCCUUUGGUCGAUAUUAAGAUCAAAUUCAAAAAUAAUAACAAAAAAGACAAUCGAUUUGAUAUUCAUUCAUUUGUUGACGUCUUCACUAUAUGAUAAUGAAUUAAUUAUUAGAAAAUCUUCAAAUGCUGCAUUGCAAGAAUUGUUAGGAAGAUUCAAUAAACACCUAGAUCUUGAUAGUUCCAGAAUAAUGAGAAUUAUAGAACUUCCCAUUACAAAUCUUAAUGUUAACUAUGAAGAAAAUACAGUAAAACUUUAUAAAAAUAUAUUUGAUGAGGACAUUAGCAGGCACUAUUGGUAUAAAAUUUUGGAGUGGAUGGUAUCGUUUAAUAUAUCAAAAAAAAUAAAGAUUUUAAAGACCUUUCUGUUAAAUCUGAAUUUAAUAAACAAUUUUAUAAGUUUAUCAAAUUACAAUAAUACGUAUGAAAAAAAUAUCUAUCAUCGAAUAAUUCAAGAAAAACAUAAUUAUGAUUUGGAAAGAUUACUAUUUUUAUUGAUUAAUUAUUACUCGAAGUUGGAACACAAUACCACACAUAAAGAAAACCUUUUAACGCAGAUUAAUAAAAUAUUCCACGAUUUAUCAGAUACCCUUGAAUUAAAAAAAUAUAGUGCCAAUUCACCUUUCAUAUCGUUCCGUGUAUUAUCGAUAUUAGAAUAUUUUAAAUUUAUGAUUGAACUAACUUUAUCGAAUAUAAAUAAUUCAUCAUCAUAUCCUAUAAGCUUUCAAUUGAAAAUGGAUGACAUUUCACUUAUUAUCAAAAUAUUGCAAACGAUAAAUGAUUCUUCUAUGUUUUUUGACGAUAUAAAGUUAAAAGUUAAUUAUAUUGUUUCCAAAAUUGAAAAGGGUAGUCAAAUUUAUAAAGAUACAGAAACUGAAGAAUACUUUUGGUCUAAUUUUGAAAAAUUACUGUUUUAUAAUAACGCUUUUGCAUCCUUCUCUCUGCCAUAUCUGCAUUAUAAAUAUUUUUUACAAUUAUUUUUAAAAUGUUUGCAAAAACUUAACUGCAACUCAAAAUCAAUUAUUUUACAUUCACUAACGCCAUUAUUUUCUGAACGUUAUUUUGAACUUAAUACUAUAAGUGAUCAAAUAUUGUUAAAAAGAAUAAUUAUUAAUUUAUUGAAUGAUUAUACUAUUACUGAACAAGGUGAUAUCGGUCGAUUAGUUAGGACCAGCUCCAUAAAGUUAAUUGAAUGUAAUUUUUCCCUGUUUUUUGAGCACGCAGAUUCUAAUGAAGCAGGUGAACUACAAAAAACUCUAAUUAGUAAUUGUUUAAGGUUACUUGGUGAACCGCAAUUAGAAAUCAAACAAUUAGCAUUUAAAGUAUUGAAGAAGAAGUUUGGUUACACAAAAGAAACUACUAAUUCAAUAGAUUUUGAUAUUUUGCUGUUUCAGCAUAAACAGUUCGAAGGAAAAUCUAGGGCUUUUUGGGAAGGUUUUUUAAUGACGUCAGGUGCAAUCCACACAACAGAUAUUCAGUUAAAAUCUUCAGUUGAUUCCUUCAUAUACUAUUACUCAACUUAUUUGGAAACUGGUAACCGUAAAAAAGGUAUCACAAAACUUGAGUUAUGUAAUGAAUUAUUUAGGAUAAUCCCCAAUGCUAGUAAAAUUAUUGAAAGUAAAAAGGAAUCUUGUGUAGAUCCUCUUACUGGUUCUGUAGGUCAGGAUAUUUUAAAAAUCACCACAUCAUAUCUGUACUUUUGGAGUAGAGUACUAGAAUCAUCGUUAGAAAUACCAAGGGAAUUCAAUUACGCUGGAGCCUAUGGAAAAUUAUAUAAUCUACAAAUAUUAAAGGGAAGCAGCUUAUUAAAGUCGAUAACGAUUAAAAUAUUACCAUAUUUUGUUAUAUCACACUCUUCGCAUUUUGGAACAGAUCUAUCCAACUCAUUUACUAAAACAGUUAUACUUCGUCUUUUAAAAUUAAUUAAUAGAGAAAUAAUGAUUAAAAAAGACUCGCAUAUAAACGGAUCGCCUACUUAUAGAGCCUCUGUGGAAGGUUUGGCGAAGAUAUACAUAUAUUUUAACAAUUUUUCAAAACUUAGCUUAUUGGAGCAAAUCACAAAUGAUGUAGGAAAGUUUAAUAAAUUAGAAGAGAAAGAAUUCCUUUGA